AUGGUGAGCAGAGGAUUCACAUUCCCUAAAGCAGUAGGGAGUCCAUCAAUUCCUUUUGUGUUUGGAUCUACUACAUUGCCAUCAUCAUCCUCACCUUCCUCUUCAACAUCGUUUUCUGCUUUUAGUGUUAGCAGCGCCUCGGCCGUUAAACCGUCCACGCCUUUUCCCCUUGCUUUUGGUACAAUGACAGUCUCUUCAGGUGGGGCAUCAACACCUUUCUCUAGUGUCACUUUGACUUCAGUGCCUACACCUCUGUUCGUUGCCUCUGUGGCUAUGGCACCAACACCUCUGUUCGGUGCCACUGGGGCUUCUGUGCCUAAAUCUCUCUUCGGUUCAACUGCGUCUGCUCCCACAGCAACAACUUCUUCAGAUGCAUCCUUUACAUCUUUUUUUGGCAAAGGAGCCUUUGCUCGGGCUGCUGCUGGUGGGCGUAUGCCUCAUUUUGGUGGUACGGCAACCUUCUCUUCGUCUACUAUGGCUACUUGUGCUGGGGCACCUGCAUCUCUCUUUGGCGGCGCAACAGCUACUAAUGUUGCAGCACCUACAUCUGUCUUCGGUUCUGCAGUCUCUUCUUCAGCAGCUGCACCUACAACUGUCAUUGGAGCGUCUCCAAUUACAGCAUCAUCUGUUCUAUUUGGUGCCUCAGCAACAGCCUCCUCUGCUCCACCGUCACCUAUUUUUGGUGCCCUGACAACAUCACCUCUUUUUGGUGCCCCGACAACAUCCUCUUUUGCUUCCGCAUCAUCAUCAUUCUUUGAUAUCACGAGCUCAUCUUCAUUGGGGUUUUCUUUCUCCUGGGAAACUGCAGGAAAAGGAAAUCCUCGUAUGAAGGCUACAAGUUCCAAUUUGUUUGACACCCUUUCGCCAUUGUCUCUUGCAAAACCAGCUACCUUGGCAUUAUCUUUUGGAAUCCUCUCACAGUCUUCUACGCUGACGGUGUCUUUUCAGCACUCUGGCCACAACAUUUUCUACACAAGCCACGCCUUUUAG
Cryptomeria japonica (Japanese cedar) is the source of this 990-nucleotide messenger RNA. RefSeq lists its product as uncharacterized. The record is from RefSeq and is a predicted model, not a curated record. The transcript has a single exon. Bases 1 to 990 code for a protein of 329 amino acids. Lineage: Eukaryota; Viridiplantae; Streptophyta; Pinopsida; Cupressales; Cupressaceae.